Messenger RNA from Lathyrus sativus (Indian pea), 1266 nucleotides. The record is from the annotation of a GenBank genome assembly. NCBI's taxonomy places the organism in Eukaryota, Viridiplantae, Streptophyta, Magnoliopsida, Fabales, Fabaceae.
AUGAGUAAAGAAAAUGUCGAGAAUGUUCGGGUGACUCGAGCAAGGGCUAGAGCCAUGAAAGCCUCUUCAACAAAGGAACCAGCAGCUGUUAGACUGAGGGAUGUGACUAACAUUUCAACAAAAUCAUCGAACAAUAAUAAGCGAGUUCAUACGUCAAAUUUGCAGAAGAAUGAAGUUUGUAAGAAGAGAAAGACCAAGGUAGCAUCAGAAGAUAAUGCCUCCUUACAUGUUUCGAAAACCAAAGAGAAUGCUGAGACGGAGUUGGCUAAAGAUUCUUCCACAUUCACAGAAACAAUGAAAGAUUCAUUGCAACUGAAAGUUCAACCUUAUCUGGUUGUUCCCAUGCUUUCAAUGCAGGACUCUGUCAAAUCUCCAAUUGAAGAUAUAAAUCUGAUAUGUGAGAAACUAAGAACCUCGGUUGGCUUUGGAGUUGUGGACAUUGAUUCGGAGGCAAAGGAUUCUCUUGUUUGGACUUCUUAUGCCCCUGAUAUAUACUAUAAUAUUCAUGUCAGAGAGUGUGAAAAAAGGCCACUAGCCGACUACAUGGAAAAGGUGCAGCGGGACAUCACUCCAACCAUGCGGGGAAUUCUGGUUGAUUGGCUUGUGGAGGUUUCUGAUGAAUAUACGCUAGUUCCAGACACACUCUACCUUACAGUGAAUCUCAUUGAUCGAUUCCUAUCCUGUCGCGUGAUUACAAGGCAGAGGCUCCAGUUGCUUGGAGUUACUUGCAUGCUGAUUUCAUCUAAGUAUGAAGAGAUCUGCGCUCCCCGACUAGAAGAAUUUGUCACCGUCACAGAUAAUACAUACUCGAAAAAAGAGAUAUUGAAAAUGGAGAAAGAGAUACUAAAUGUUCUGCAUUUCCAAUUAUCUGUUCCUACAAUCAAAACAUUUCUCAGGAGGUUCAUCCAAGCAGCACAAUCUUCUUACAAGGUUGCUUAUCCUGAACUGGAAUUCAUGGCAAAUUAUUUGGCAGAGCUUACACUUGUUGAAUACAGCUUCUUGCAGUUUCGACCUUCCAAGAUAGCUGCAUCUGCAGUUUUUCUCGCCAGAUGGACCCUCGGCCAGUCAGAACAUCCAUGGAAUCAAACUCUUGAGCACUAUACAAAUUACAAAGUAUCGGAGCUUAAAACUACUGUCCUAGCACUGCUCGAUUUGCAACUUAAUACCAAAGGCUGUGGUUUGAAAGGUGUCCGCGAAAAAUAUAAACAACAUAAGUUCAAGAGUGUUGCAGAUUUUUCUCCGAAACCAGUGGAACCUCUUUUCUAG